AUGGUGGCAUGUCCAGCGCUCCGAAGAGCCCUGAUACGGGCCAAUUGGCUGGUCAAGAGCCCUGCAGCCGGCCCAGCUUACUACUCAACUGCGGCGCCUACGGACGUGAGCGCGCUCCUCUCCAAGCCAACGUGGUCCGUCAAGUCGCUUCUGCCUGCUUCUCAACAAGAGGACGAUGCCGGGAUCUCGCCGAAGCAGCUCAGACACCUGCUUCGACUCGCUGCCCUCCCACAGCCCGCCUCGCAGGCCGAAGAAGACGAGAUGCUCAAGACGUUGGCGUCACAGAUACAUUUCGUGAAGGAGAUACAACAGGUCGACACCACGGGUGUGACUCCGCUGCGCAGCAUACGUGACGAAACCGCCGACGCUCAGAAGGAGAAUACAAUCGAUCUGGCUCUGUUAAAGUCCGCGUUGGAACGGGAGGAAUUCGUUGGCCGGACCAGGCGCAUUCGUCGUAAACCUGCCGAGAAACUAGAAAAGCCAGACGGCGAGACGUGGGAUGGAGACGCCCUCAAGGCCGCCAGCAAGACCAUGGGCCGCUACUUUGUCGUCCAGACCGGCUCUGACUAG
Trichophyton rubrum CBS 118892 is the source of this 570-nucleotide messenger RNA. RefSeq lists its product as uncharacterized. NCBI's taxonomy places the organism in Eukaryota, Fungi, Ascomycota, Eurotiomycetes, Onygenales, Arthrodermataceae. Gene Ontology annotation, biological process: regulation of translational fidelity; glutaminyl-tRNAGln biosynthesis via transamidation. Gene Ontology annotation, molecular function: glutaminyl-tRNA synthase (glutamine-hydrolyzing) activity. Bases 1 to 570 code for a protein of 189 amino acids. The record is from RefSeq and is a predicted model, not a curated record. The transcript has a single exon.